Molecule: messenger RNA, 1361 nt
Organism: Tricharina praecox
Lineage: Eukaryota; Fungi; Ascomycota; Pezizomycetes; Pezizales; Pyronemataceae
Product: thiamine diphosphate-binding protein
Exons: 5
Coding region: 80-1213 (377 amino acids)
Biological process (GO): pyruvate decarboxylation to acetyl-CoA
Molecular function (GO): pyruvate dehydrogenase (acetyl-transferring) activity
Source: RefSeq, a predicted model, not a curated record
CCUCAAUCCUACCAUUCUUCUCCGCGACCACCCUCCAUCAAUCAAACUCACACCCAUCCUUCGGUAGAUCGUCAUCACCAUGCUCUUCAACACCUCGAGGACCCUUCUUUCUCGGGCCGCGCUCCGUACCAUCAGGACCACCCCCGUUGCUGCCGCCGCCGUCCGUGUUCCAGCGUUCAAGUUGCCAUCACAGCUGCAGGCUCGCCACGCUAGCUCUGGUACUAGGGAGUACACGGUGCGAGAUGCUCUGAACGAGGCUCUCGCGGAGGAGCUGGAGAGAAAUCCUAAGGUCUUCAUCUUGGGAGAGGAAGUUGCUCAGUACAACGGUGCGUAUAAGGUCACCAAGGGCCUGCUGGACAGAUUUGGUGACAAGAGGGUCAUUGAUACUCCCAUCACCGAGCACGGUUUCACCGGUUUGGCCGUCGGAGCUGCUCUUGCUGGCUUGCAUCCUGUGUGCGAGUUCAUGACCUGGAACUUUGCUAUGCAAGCCAUUGACCAGAUCAUCAACUCGGGAGCCAAGACUCACUACAUGUCUGGCGGCAUCCAGCCUUGUAACAUCACCUUCCGUGGACCCAACGGUUUUGCCGCCGGUGUCGCCGCCCAGCACUCGCAGGAUUACUCCGCAUGGUACGGUUCUAUUCCCGGUCUGAAGGUUGUCUCUCCCUGGAGUGCCGAAGACGCCAAGGGACUCCUCAAGGCUGCCAUCCGCGAUCCCAACCCUGUUGUCGUCCUCGAGAACGAGCUGCUAUACGGACAGGUCUUCCCCAUGUCUGAGGAGGCCCAGAGCAGCGACUUCGUCCUGCCCAUCGGAAAGGCUAAGAUUGAGCGUGUCGGAAAGGACGUCACCAUCGUCUCGCUCUCCCGCACCGUCGGACAGUCUCUCAUCGCCGCCGAGAACCUCAAGAAGAAGUACGGUGUCGAGUGCGAGGUCAUCAACCUGCGCUCCGUCAAGCCUCUCGACGUUGAGGCUAUCGUCCAGUCCGUCCAGAAGACCCACCACUUGGUUGCUGUCGAGUCCGGAUUCCCGAGUUUCGGUGUUGCAUCUGAGAUCCUCGCUCUGAGUAUGGAGUACAUGUUCGACACUCUCGAUGCCCCCGCUCAGCGUGUCACCGGAGCCGAGGUUCCUACUCCUUACGCCGCAGGUCUUGAGGCCCUUUCAUUCCCCGACGAGCACGUAAUCGAGAAGAAGAUCGUCCAACUUCUCCGUUUGUAAGUGGGGUAGGAAAAAAGGAAAUCAUGUAAUUCUCGAACAGGAGGUUUUCCGCACAAAAGAAAACGUAAUGUCUUUUUCAGUGCUAUGCUGUUCCGAAUGAUUUCUUUUCUGCCUGUAGUAUGUGGUUGUGGUGUGGUGUGGUGUGGUA